AUGUUGGGGCUGAGGAGAGCGGUGUGUGAAAUCCUGGGCCGGGCUGGCAGGAGCCAUUCUGAUUUGUUGUCCGCAGGAAGGCAGGUUGUCAGAAGUCAGCCAUGGAUCGGAUUGAGAGGCAGCCCGGCUGCAGCAGGUGCAAAUCUUAUUCAAAUUGCCAGGACGCAUGCUACGUCAUCAAAUGGAGGAUUUGACAGCCAGUUGGAUGAUUUGCCACCCACACUGCUUAAGGAGAAGUAUGAUGAAGUGCAAAAAGUAGAAGUAGUUAACGAUGUUGUCAAAAGGCUAUUGUCAUUAGACAUGGCAAGUAAGUCAGACAAGCUCAAAAUUAAAAUCCAACAGCUUGUGGAUAAAGUGAAAAUAAGUCCUGAUGAUAAAACAUCCAAAGCAGUUCAAAUUGCUGUUUUGACCGGCAGAAUCCAAAGCUUCAAGGAGCACAUCCAAAUGCACCCAAAAGACAAGGCAAACAAGAGAAAGAUGCUAAUGUCAAUAGAUCGACGCAAAAAGAUGUUAAAAGAACUGCGACUGACUCGUUAUGACACUUUCGAGCAUGUCUGCAAACAGUUGAACAUUGAAUACACUUUCCCUCCAGAGUACUGCCGACAUGUAACCAAGAGAUGGCAGGCAAAGAAAGCUUUAUCUUUGAAGGUAUAUGCAGAGGUAAAGCAGCAGAAAGCUGAAGGAUUGAUAAAUGAGAAGACGCCUAGACGAGUCAGGCCUAGUCCAGUAAAAGAAUGA
Messenger RNA from Staurois parvus, 738 nucleotides. NCBI's taxonomy places the organism in Eukaryota, Metazoa, Chordata, Amphibia, Anura, Ranidae. The record is from the annotation of a GenBank genome assembly.